CCGCCUGGCUGGCACUGCCAGUGCAGCAGAAGAAGUGCCCACCACUUGGCGACACCCCGUGAAGUGCCGAGGAGAAAAUUGGAUUCCUAUUUUACACACUUUCCGGCGUUAAUUGACGUCCUUUCACCUGCUUUCUCUGGGCAAGGACGCGCGGUGUCCAGGGUGGCCGGAGAGUGGACACAGGUAGUGACCUACCAUCAGGAACUGACCGCCGACCUCCCGCGCCUUGCCGUGUCUCUUCCACUCCACUCCGCUCCGCUCCUUUCUCCGCUCUCCUCUGACAGAUGGUGUGAAAGCAGCCGAAGGCAGAGCCGGACUACCCCCCUCCCUCACCACCGCCGCGAACGAAGAAGGGAGGCGCUCAACCACUUUGGCACCGAGCUCCGACAGAGCGCCCGGCCGCCCAACGCUGCGCCACGGCCGGUCACCGCAGAGCGCAGGAGCCGCUGCCCGCCAGAGGAGAUCCGUCGCAGAGGGGUCAGUUCGAAGGGCCACAUUUGGGGCCAGUACAGAGCGGUCAGUUUCGGGUUGCCAGCGAGCGGCGGGUUUUGGGGCCAGAUUGCGGUCGGUAUACAGGAGCAGGAGAAGGAGGAGGAGAGCCGACCCUUCCAGCGCUGCUCUCCGGGCGAUGCCAGUGUAAAUGCCAGGGCGAUGUCCCGACGCAAGCAGGGGAACCCGCAGCACCUGUCCCAGAGAGAAAUAACACCAGCGGUUGAGCAUCCAGAUGGCAGCCUGCUCUCCGACUCUUUACCCCCCCACCCACUUGGCCUGCCAUCCCACCCACUUGCCCUACCUCCCCACCCGCUGGAGCCCAGCCUGGCCCACGCCUUGCCACCCGGCCUCCACUCUGACCACGACCUGCUGACCUGUGGCCAGUGCCAGAUGACCUUCCCGCUGGGGGACAUCCUUCUCUUCAUUGAGCACAAGAAGAAGCAGUGCCAAACGCUGCUGCUGGCCAAUGGCUGCUACGACAAGAUGACCGACCGGGGAGGAGGAGGGAGCCCCACUCUGCAGAGCCUUCAUCACCAUGGCCAGCGGGUGGAGCUGAGGAAGGUGGUGGAGCCGGUGGAGAUCGGCAUCCAGGUCACACCAGAAGAGGAGGAAGAGGUGGGAGGAGGAGUGGAAAGAGGUGAGAGGGGAGAGAGGACGCCCACCAAAGGAAUUUGCCCAAAGCAGGAAAAUUCACUGGCAGGUGGCAGGGAUGAGCCCUCCAAUUACAUAUGUACCACAUGUAAGCAGCCCUUCCCCAGUGCCUGGUUCUUGCUGCAGCAUGCCCAGAACACCCAUGGCAUUCGCAUUUACCUGGAGUCCAACCCAUCCAACACAGCCCUCACCCCACGCAUCACAAUGCCUCCACCCAUAGGCAAUGACUCCAUCCCACAGUCCCCCCUCACCAACUUUCUUGGGGACAACAAUCCCUUUCACCUCCUAAGAAUGACAGGUCCCCUGCUCCGAGAGCCCCCGCCAGGCUUUGUGGAGAACCGCCUCCCCAACACACCUCCUUUUGUCAGCCCACCUCCCCGACACCACCUGGAUCCCCACCGGCUGGAACGCCUUAGUGCAGAGGAAAUGGGCCUCAUCUCCCAGCACCCCAGUGCCUUUGAGAGAGUGAUGCGGCUAACACCCAUGGCCAUGGAGUCCCAGUCCAUGGACUUCUCCAGACGAUUACGUGAGCUGGCAGGGAACACCAACAGCACCACACCACCGUUGUCACCCAGCAGGGCCAACCCUAUGCACCGACUUCUAAACCCCAACCCCUUCCAGCCUGGGCCAAAAUCUCCCUUUCUGAGCACACCUCCCUUACCGCCAAUGCCCCCAAACAGCACCACUCCUCCUCAGACACAGAACAAGGUCAAGUCCUGCGAGUUCUGUGGUAAGACCUUCAAGUUCCAGAGCAACUUGGUGGUGCAUCGGCGCAGCCAUACCGGAGAAAAACCAUACAAGUGCCAGCUGUGUGACCAUGCCUGUUCUCAGGCAAGCAAGCUGAAGCGACACAUGAAAACCCACAUGCAUAAAGCUGGAUCCCUGACAGGGCGCUCAGAUGAUGGACUGUCGACCACAAGCUCGCCAGAGCCAGGUACCAGUGACGUCACGGGGGAGGGCAUCAAGAAUCGUGAUGGGGACUUCCAGGUGGAAGGCAAUGAAGAGGAAGAGGAGGAGGAAGAGGAAGAGGAGCUUGAGAAUGAGAGUCGACCAGAAUCCAACUUCAGCAUGGAGUCUGAGUUCUACCGGAAUCGAGAGAAUGGUUCUAAACCACCCUCAGAGGAAAAGUCAUCACUUGCGCUUGAGAAGAUGGUGGAAAGUGGGGCACUCAAUUCUAUACAGCAGUACAAUAACUUGAUAGUUGACAAUCGUAAAAGGAUGCCCUUCUCCAAAAGGGGCUCAGAUGGCCAGCGUGACACUGGGGAUGAUGACUCAGUGAUUGGGGAGAUGGACCACCACCAGCAGGAAGAGAGGACCACCAUUAAUGGCCGGAACUGUGGCUCUGGUGACUCUUUCUCAGGCCUGUUUCCCCGUAAGCCCACCCCCAUCACCAGCCCCAGCCUGUCCAACUCUUCAAAUAAGAGGAUCAAGAUUGAGAAGGACUUGGACAUCCCCCCGGCACCCCACAUCCCCUCUGAGAAUGUCUACUCCCAGUGGUUGGUGGGCUACGCUGCCUCACGUCACUUCAUCAAAGACCCUUUCCUAGGUUUCACUGACUCCAGACAAUCUCCCUUCGCCACCUCCUCUGAGCACUCGUCAGAGAAUGGAAGCCUGCGAUUCUCAACACCUCCAGGCGAUCUUCUAGAUGGUGGGCUGUCAGGUCGCAGUGGUACUGCCAGUGGGGGCAGUACGCCUCAUCUGGGUGGGGGCCCUGGCCCAGGCCGACCUAGCUCCAAGGACAGCAGGAGGUGUGACACCUGUGAAUUCUGCGGCAAGGUAUUCAAGAACUGUAGCAACCUGACGGUGCACCGGCGCAGUCACACUGGCGAGAGGCCCUACAAGUGUGAGCUGUGCAACUAUGCCUGCGCCCAGAGCUCCAAGCUCACACGCCACAUGAAGACACAUGGCCAACUUGGUAAGGAGGUCUACCGCUGUGACAUUUGCCAAAUGCCCUUCAGUGUGUACAGCACUCUGGAAAAACAUAUGAAAAAGUGGCAUGGAGAACAUUUGAUGACCAGUGAGGUCAAAAUUGAACAAGCAGAGAGAACCUAAAGCAAGUUCCCUAUUUCCAUACUCUGCACCACACUUUGACCUAAAAAAAAAAAAGAACAAUAUGGGGUAGCUGGAUACUCUUUUUCUGAAAUAUUAAUUUUGGGUUAAUUUUGUGUUUUUGCCUAAGAAACUGCCAACUGAGAAAAAAGUGAAAACAGACAUCUUAACACCAAUUGAAGCUGUCUAAACUGCCUCAUUUGGUGUUCCUUUUUAAACAAUCAGUCAGUUGAGUUAUAACAUAUGUGGAGCCUUUAACUGUGCAAUAAUUUCUGUAUUUAUUGGAUUUUGUAUUUUGGCAUGUGCAGGUACAUUCUUAUUUAGGCAUUUUUUAAAAAUUGUUUUACUUUGUGUUAUUCUGUUUUUUAAAAACCCACAUGAUAUCCUGAGAGUUUUUUAGAAGACAAAAGUCCAUUUUAAGUAAACUUUUUUGGCCGCUACAUGUAGGAAAUUGUAGACUAAGCUAAAAAUGUGAUUUCUUGAAAAGAAGCUGAAUUCAAUCUUCAAUUUGGAAGUGGCGUUAACUGAGAAUGCUAGAAUUAGUUUAUUUUGUGUGAUGAUGAUAUGCGGAUAACAAUCCUUUGGCAUUGUAGCAUGAACUGACUCUAAAACAUGUUAAUAUAAUUGGAUAUGUAGCACUGAGUGUCAUAUUUGACAGUAAAUGUAAAAUCAAAGAGGUUUCCUCCUGAGAAUACCAUAACCAGCCAGAAGAAACAGAUUCUAAAUAAGGCAGCUGCUGACUGGUAUGUAGUACCAAGUCCUGACAACGCUAUGACAACCACCCCUCAUUUCUUCUGCUUUCCACACUCCCAUCCACUUACUAUCAUCUUACCUACAUUCACACAUCCCUGGUAUUAUAUUUGCAUGAAGCCAUAUGAUCUAGGCUAUAUUAUUUAUUAGGAGUAAACUGGGCAUGAAGCCAUGCAAGACAAGUAUACAUAGAGAGAGAUGGAAGGAGGCAUGAGAUUGAGCACAGGGACAUCUCAGGGUGAGCUAUACUACUUUUCUUUAUUUAUCCACUCAUUCCUAUGUUCCAGAGCCACUUCCAUUUCAUCAUAUGUUGAAAUCAUUAGGGACAGUGAUGUCUUAUUUCCUCCUCCUUCUGCCCUGCUGUAUCUCGCUAAUCUUCAAGUUUUAUCCUAUCCUCCCUUCAGUACACAUAUUUGGAGUCACAGCUUCAAAUUAUUACACAAAUUAGUUAAGAGAGGGUUAAAUGUAUAUGCAUACAUGGCAGAAGCCACCACUUUAACUGGAUUUCUGCAGAAUAUCUGUCUCAUAUUUUGUUGUCGAAAUUUAUAAAAAAUCAACAUCCCUAUGCAUUUUUAUGGUAAAAUAUAUUACAAUUUGUUGAAAUGACAUAAGUAGUAAAUUUUGACUUGUAUUGUUAUAGUGAUUCUAUAAUUGUAUAAUCUGAUUAAUGAAGUCACCUCUCCAGGAAUAAGAAUCCUUCACUGUUUCACUGUUGCUUGUGGGACACUUUUGUGUAGAAGAGGAAAAAUGUGCAAGUGUGUGCUGAAAUAUUAAGACCAAUAUUAAGACAAGAAGAACCAUCUCACUCCAUGCUUUUGUUAGUUUUAAUAUCAUAACCAAGGUUUUCUUUCAUAGUGACAAUUUUUAAAUCAGAUCUAAUUUAAAUGUUGUCAGUGUACAAAUUUGGAGCUCUUAACAAUAGACCCGCACUUUAUGAUUUUCCGUCCAACAAGGUACUGAAGGGUCUAGAGCUUGGGACCUCCUUACACUGAAGUGCCCAGGGUUGUUAGGCUUGGCUUUCCCAAUGCUGGCACUAUAAAAUAAUUUAAAAAAAUAUAUAAUUUAUCUGUGACAGUUUUUGUACUGCCAUUCAAUUUGACAUGAGUGUGCCUUGAAUAAUGAUCUUCCUAUUUAUUGUCUCAGACAAAUGCAACAGUUUUUAUGAAGUAUCAAAUUGAACAAGAAAAAGAAACAAAAAAAUUACAUAAACAUGUAAUUUGACAUUUCAACAGAAUUAUUUAAAUUAAUACAAAUGAAACAAUGCUGAGUUUAGGUUUAGGAGUACCCAGCACAAUACUGAUGUGUCUGUGUGUGUAUAUAUGUAUACAUAUGUACAUAUAAAGGCACAACAUAUAUAUAGAUAUAUAUCAAAUUCCUCACUCAUAAAGACAAGAGUCUUUCCCUCAACAGAAAAUUCCAGGAGUGAACGAAAGCCACACAAAAAGUCAAGGAAAAGACUGGACAGAAAUCAGGAACUGCAGAAACUAAAAAAAAUAAUUUAGUGCACUCUGUCUUAAAAUAAGUUUACAGUAUUGAAACAAGUACAAGGGUAAAAUAAUAUUUGUGUGUAUGUGUGUUUUGAACAAAAAAGUAUUUUUUUUUUCCCAGGUUUGCUUCUAAGGUUCCUCUAAAUGCCAUAGUGGCGCGGUGUAUAUUGUUUUUCUUUCUUUUCUUUUUUUUUCCUUCUUUUUUUUUUGGUGACUGGGUUUUAGUAUAUAUAUAAAUAUAUAUGAAUAUAUAUUACAUUUUCCUUGUUUACUGUAAAAGUAUACCAGUAUUUGUAAUAUUGGAGAAUGCCUGGGCAUUUUACAAAAAUAGAAAAAAGAUUGUUUUUUAUUUUUAUUUUUAUUUUUAUUUUUUGCAGUCCAAUUUAAAUUGUGGGUCUCUUAAACUGUUUUUGUCACUGUAACUGUAAAAGUCUUAAGUUUUAGUAACUUUUAUUCUGCCUUGGGUGUAAUGAAAUAAAAAAUAAAUGAAUUAAAAAAUGACUGAGCUGUAACACACUUGGAUUUGGUGGGGGGAGUUUGGAAUGCCGGUGGGUGGGUGCUUCAUUAACAGAUGGAGGUUUUCUCCCUUAGAAACAAUGGAACAUAGGUUCUGCUUUUCAGGAAAGUCACACUGAGAAUCCUGAUUUGUUCCUAUUUUUCUUCUUCUGGAAUGGAUAAUUCUUCAUGGAUGGUUUGAAAUACAUGUAUAGGCACUUGCUGUCUUUCCUAAGGAGCUUGUCUUUUUUAACUUGUAGGUUAUGUGCAUCCUUUGUGAAUAGGGUACUCUGAGAACCUCUGGACGUCUUGCUCUUAUACUGAGUGCAGGGGGAGGGUGACUUCAUUCCAGUGAAAAGAUAUAACUUACUGGCUGCCACAAUCUAUUUUUCCUCUCACUGGGCAGGAUGAACAGAACCUGAGGAAUUUGUACUGUUGUAAUAAGUCACAUUGUACAGAUGAGGAUCAAAAAGGUUGUGUGACAACCUUUUAAUGACAAAAACACAAGUAUGUUUUGUUUACGGCACCAUUGGUUGUACAUAGUUUUCUAUGACUACACUGUUUUCAUUUUUUGUUUGUUUUUUUUUUUGUUUGUUUGUUUGUUUGUGAUUUCUAACUGACACUGGCAGUGAAUUCCUGUGUUUUGGGGGUGGGGGAGGGGAUUCUUCUGUUUGACCUUUGUGACCUCCAUGUCAAUUUUCAGGCAUAUGCCUCCCCCAUUGAUAUUUCUCGGCAUGAGAACAGAGCACAAAUACAAGCUGUUACAAUUCUC
Molecule: messenger RNA, 6696 nt
Organism: Lates calcarifer (barramundi perch)
Lineage: Eukaryota; Metazoa; Chordata; Actinopteri; Centropomidae
Gene: bcl11ba
Product: BCL11 transcription factor B a
Biological process (GO): positive regulation of transcription by RNA polymerase II
Cellular component (GO): nucleus
Molecular function (GO): RNA polymerase II cis-regulatory region sequence-specific DNA binding; DNA-binding transcription factor activity
Source: RefSeq, a predicted model, not a curated record